Molecule: messenger RNA, 1075 nt
Organism: Cyclopterus lumpus (lumpfish)
Lineage: Eukaryota; Metazoa; Chordata; Actinopteri; Perciformes; Cyclopteridae
Gene: blvrb
Product: biliverdin reductase B
Exons: 5
Coding region: 172-798 (208 amino acids)
Source: RefSeq, a predicted model, not a curated record
GGAGCAGGAAAAGGAGGAGUUUAAGUUGCGGAAGCGUUCCUCCUCCGUCACAUCAUGAGAAAUGUGACUUUUUUAAAAAUUGAAAGUAUAGUCCACAUCGCACUCAGUUUGAAGCGGCCACGUUGUUGUUUUUGUUGUGGUUGUUGUGUCGUGGAACUCGCUUGAUUGCAAAUGAUGUCGGACUCCAUCAAAAACGUCGCGAUAUUUGGAGCCACGGGAAUGACCGGGCUGGCAACCCUCCCACUGGCGGUGGCUGCAGGGUACAACGUGACGGUGCUGGUGCGGGACCCCGCCAGGCUGCCUGCCGACCACAAGGCCGCCAGAGUGGUGGUGGGAGAUGUGCUCAACAAAGAGGACGUGAAGAAGACCAUGGAGGGCCAGGACGCUGUUGUCAUCAUCCUGGGCACCAGGAACAACCUGAGCCCGACCACCAUGAUGUCCGAAGGCACCAAGAACAUCCUUGAAGCCAUGAAGGCUUGCGGGAUCGGCAAAGUGGUCGGCUGCAUGUCGGCCUUUCUGCUGUGGGAUCGCUCCAAAGUCCCGCCCCGUAUGCUCCCCGUGACAGAGGACCAUGACAGGAUGUACGCAGGGCUGCAGUCAUCGGGGCUGGACUACGUGGCCGUCAUGCCUCCUCACAUUGGUGACAACCUCCCUCUGACUGAGAGCUACGAGGCGGCGGAGGACAUGCUAAAAGGAAGAGCCAUCUCUAAACACGACCUGGGACACUUCUUUGUCAAGUGUCUGUCCACCUCCAAGUGGGACGGCAAGACCGUCGGAGUGUGGGGAGAGUACAAAUGAUCCAGCAGAACCGUACCGGAAAGGAAGAGAAAAUCCAUGUUCAUGCAGAGAAUUCUGGAGAUAAAUGAAGAAGUGAUACAUUUGCAGAUACAAAUUACCAGCGUGUUUUGAUAAACUGCGAAUGCUUCCCUGUAUUUACAGACAGAUUUUAUCGUUAGCUUUGGCUGUAGCUCUUAACAUUGCUUCACAGCUUUUCUGUCACCGCUCUUAUGUACAGUGGGCCCCUCCCACUUUUUUAUUGUAGCUGUUGAAAAUAAAAGAUUUUAUUUUGCUGAAA